Molecule: messenger RNA, 1812 nt
Organism: Boeremia exigua
Lineage: Eukaryota; Fungi; Ascomycota; Dothideomycetes; Pleosporales; Didymellaceae
Product: FAD-dependent monooxygenase
Exons: 2
Coding region: 1-1812 (603 amino acids)
Molecular function (GO): oxidoreductase activity; FAD binding
Source: RefSeq, a predicted model, not a curated record
AUGUCAACCUGGAACAUUGUUGCCUCCAUUGUUUUGGCACACACUGCGCUUGCAAAUGCAGUCUGCAAGAAUCACCCACUAGACUCCAACUGGCCAAGUCUACUUGAUUGGCAUGCUCUAAAUCAAUCCACAAACGGAGCACUGAUCAAAACGAACCCUGUAGCAUCGUCUUGCUACGAUGAAGGCUCUGGCUCCUCGCGGAUCAGUUGCCAGACAGUACAAGAUAACUGGCACUACUCGACAUUCCACGCAUCCCAGCCGGAGUCGAUAGGUUACCCGUACUGGGCGAACAACUCCUGCGUACCACCCAACGAUUACGCAUAUGAAAGUGGUCAAGUGUGCAAAAUUGGAGGCCUCCCUGCCUACGUUCUUAAUGCUACGACUGCACAGCAAGUUGCUACAGCUACAAAAUGGGCAAGUUUGCGCAACAUCCGGAUAGUAAUCAAAGGCACUGGUCACGAUCUGAACGGCAGAUCUAGUGGAGCGCACUCACUUUCGAUCUGGACUCAUCACUUUCAGAGGCUCGAUUUCAACACCAAUUGGUCGCACCCUCUAGGAAAUAGAACUGAGAAUGCCAUCAUAGCUGGAAGCGGAAACAAUUGGGGCAAGAUCCUUCAGGCCGCAGCAGCUGUUGGGAGGACAGUUGUGAGCGGCCAAGAUCCAACAGUCGGUCUCGGAGGGUUCAUCGGUGGAGGUGGCCACGGCCCACUUUCAAGCCGGUACGGCUUGGCGGCUGAUCAGAUCCUUGAGGCUACUGUUGUUACAACAGGCGGUGACAUCGUAGUAGCCAACGAUGCUCAAAACCAGGAUCUUCUUUGGGCCAUCCGGGGUGGCGGACCAGGACUGUAUGGCGUUGUCGUAGAAUACGUAAUGCGCACGUUCCCACUGCCAAGGUCUGUGACCGUGAGUAACAUCACUAUCUCUAUGGUCGAUAACAGUACAGAAGAUGUAGCCGAAGCAUCUUGGAAGGCUCUAGCAACGCUGUCCAGAUCGCUUCCAGAUCUCAUGGAUGCUGGCAUUACGGGCAACGGGAAUGCAAUCACUAGAGACGUCGCCAUGAAGCAUCCUCCGUUCACACAGAGAGGCAUUGAGCUUUCCAUGACAUUGUUCGGAUACGAUAUGACGGCCGCGAAACUUAAAUCCCUCCUCCAGCCUAUGCAGGCCCGAAUCGUCGAGCAGUCUGGAAAUCGAUCGCUCCAUAUCAACACAACAGAACCCGCAACACUACCUUCGUACCUUGCGCUAAUAGACUAUCUGAACCCGAGCGCCAGCCAUGCUGGAGAUAUCAGCCUUAUAUCUAGCCGCCUGCUCGGUCGUUCUGAGCUGACAGAAAUACCAUUAGAGACUUUGAAGGACCACCUCCGGAACAUCACCAAAACUCAGGUUGCGACAGAUCAAUGCAGGCUUGUAUAUGGACUACAAGGAGGACCAGGUCCAAGACGAGUCGACAAGGAUAUGCGUGGCGCUCUUACCCCAGCCUGGCGGAAAGCCUACAUCCAUCUUCUGGGCACCGGAGCAAUUGUUAAUACAACAGGCUUCACACCUCAUGCAGCGCUUUCUGCAGCGGCAACGUGGACGGAGGAGAAUAAGGAAUCGUUGUGGCGCAAAUGGGCGCCUGAUUCGGGCUCGUACAUCAAUGAGGCCAAUCCGUUCAACAGCAACUUCAAAGUCGACUUCUAUGGUGGUAAUUACGAGCGUCUACUCGAGAUAAAGAAGAGGUACGAUCCCACCGAUAGUCUUUUUGUACAGGCAGGCGUUGGUAGCCACUCAUGGAGUUACGACCUUGACAGCGGAACGCUCUGCCAGGUCUAA